GUGCAAAUGACAUUACAGAACUUUUUUUUGAAUGCUAAGGACGAUCUUUACCUUCUUCAAAUCGAACCUAGGAAGCUUGGGGAUGGAUUGAUCUACGAGGCUGUGGAUGAUGUGAAUAGCUUUCCUCACUUCUAUGGUCCACAAAAAACCUUUCUUCCUCUUCCUCUAGAUUCUGUCGUCAAAGCUGAGAAGCUAACAUUCAUCAAUGGCAAUUUCACCUGCAGCUUCUUGACUUGA
This is a messenger RNA of Thlaspi arvense, 237 nucleotides long. NCBI's taxonomy places the organism in Eukaryota, Viridiplantae, Streptophyta, Magnoliopsida, Brassicales, Brassicaceae. The record is from the annotation of a GenBank genome assembly.